AUUCUCCCUAAAGGUUCCGUAAGAGCCGGCCUCGCGCAGCCAUUUGCUUCUCCGAGGCGCAACUGAGGAGACCAGCGAACGCCGCACUUACCCGACAUGGAAACCGGAAGAAGGCUCAGAAGGGCCAAGCUAGACAUUGGCUACGACGACGGCCAGUUUGCGUAUCGAAGCAAGCUAAGUCUCUACCCGACUCCGCCGCGCGGACGCGUCACCUUGGAGGAGUUCGAAACCUACGCUCUGGCGAGACUUCGAGCGUUGAGGGAAAUAGAGUCCGCUGUGUCCAAUCACCAGACGGCCAAAAGGGAUGGCCUGAUCCAGGCUGUCCGAAAAAUAUUGAAAAGCUAUUUACCCCUGUCUCAUCCCGAAGACGAUGACUACCAAGAGAACAUUCGACGAGACGUGAUCUCUCAUUUCGUGCUUCGCCUGGCGUUUAGGUCCCCGAAAGACAGAGCGUGGUUUGUGCAGUGGGAGGCGAAGCUGCUGAGUUUUCGGAUUGAGAUGGAAAGGUCGGAGGCGAACGUGGUCGGCGAGUUUUUGCUGCAAAGCCAAGACUUGCGAUUCGACCCGGUUCCCAUGGACGAGAAAAAAAGUCUGUUGGAUCAAUUGGUGAAAACCUGUCAAUCCUGCAGUAACUUCCACGGCGCGAAUAAGCCAUCUCAGGAGCAGGUGCUGAACACGCAGCACUACCGCGUGCCAUUCGCAAAGGCAAUCGAUUUGGUCGCCGCGCGCAAGGUUUAUUUAGCGAACGGAUACGCCUUCGUACGGGAAGACGACCUGAUCAAUUUGAUUCUCAACGCGUACAAAGACCGCCUUUACCAGGACCUAGAGCUCGCAUAUCGCUUUUUCCCGACUUACUCGGACGAAAGGAUAAUGCCGGUUUUGGACAAGCUGUCUCUGGCGUAUGCCAACAGUCACUGGGCGCCGCCCUGCGCGACCUACCGGGCCUCCGGGGGGGGAGGACAGGUGACCAUUCGGGACCUCUACUCGGCUGAGUUCGUCGGCGCGCACUACCCCCUUUGCAUGAGGGUCAUGCACGUUCACCUGCUGCGUGAGCACCACCUGCGACACCAGGCGAGGAUACAGUACGGGCUGUUCAUCAAGGGCAUCGGGGUCAGCUUGGAAGACAGCCUGGAGUUUUGGCACGGAGAAAUUGUGAAAAAAUACGGUGAAGAGGGCUGGAAAAAAAACGGAUAUGCCUACGUGAUUGAGCACAGUUACGGCCAAAAGGGGAGAAGGCAAAGCUACACGCCGUAUUCGUGUCAGGCCAUCAUUAAGUCAGACGCUCAGGGCGACCAAGUUCACGGGUGUCCGUACAAGCUUGCGAGCACAAAGACGCUGCAAAAAAUUUUUACUGAGUCUGGAAUCGACAUGGAGUCUCAAGAAGAGCUGUUCAGGUUGAGAGAAAAUCGGCAUUACACCAUGGCGUGCAAGCUGUUCUUUAAUCUGACUCACCCCGGUGCGAGAGACUUUGAGAUGAACCAUCCGAACAAGUAUUUCGACGAAAGCGUCCAAUGGGACACGCACGCGAGAAACGAAGGCAAAGAAGUUUGAUCAAUUGUUGAAUUUGGAUAGCUGAGAGAGUCAUAAGUCCUUUUUCUGAAGAGCAUCUCUUAGUUCGGACAUGGUGAUGACGCCCAAGAGAGUGCCGUUGUCGACAACGAAUAUGUUUAUGAUGUGCAGCGUUGCGAACAUAACGUGAACUACACUGAUGGGCGUGUCCGACGCGCACUGAAUCGAGUUUCCGAAUAAAAUGUGAUUGAGCCUCGGCCGCAAUUUGAACUGCAGAUUGUACAGUUCCUCCGACAGAUCGAGGUUGCCGGGCGAGCCGCCGCCUAUGUUUUGUUCUUCGAUCGUAAGUUGGUUGUGGAGCUUCUUGUAGAACGAGUAGAGUCGGUCGAACUGGGUGCUGCCGACAAAGACGUUUUUUUCGUUUUCGACGAUGGGAAUGCUCAAGUUGCGGAUGUUUUCCUUGGACGCGUAGACGUCCAGCAGCUGCUUCAUGUUUUUGAGAGACGUCAUGGUAUACAGCGGACAGAUGUCCACUGACAUGAUGUCUUUGGCGCGUUUGUUGGCGUUGAAGCGCUUGAGGUUCGGAAGGUAGGGCAAGUGGCGAAUGAUGAUGAGCGAGUCGUAGUAGUUGACUGUAAACAUGUGAGAAAUGCCGACAGCGAUCACGACGGAGAGCAAAAUUGGGUAGACGAGCUUCACCUCGCCCGUGAGCUCGAUGAGGAGGAGGGCGGUCGACAUGGUUUGAGUGGUCGAACUGGCGUACGCGCAACAUCCAAUGAUGGAGUAGAUGUGGGGAGAAGAGAUGCCGUUCGGCCAGGCGGCGUGGAGUAUCCUGCCCACGAAGAGUCCCAGGGCGGCGCCGACGGUCAUGUUGGCGGUGUGGACGCCGACGGGAAUGGCGGUCGACGCUAUAAGGAGCAGGAGGACGAACCGGACCGCGGAAAAGUACAGGAGCGCGUAUGUGGAGUGCGCGUGAGUCACGGCGGAGAAGGGCGUAGAGAGAAUAAUGAGGUCUACAUUCGAGAAGUAAGUGAGGGAAUUUUUAAAGUCUAAGUCCAUAAACGGUACAAACGAAUUGGGAAAGAGCAGAAUAUUACACAGAACCCCGACGCCUAUGGUGUAGAAGAAGGGUCCCAAAAUAAACAGCUUCUUCGCGUAGCGACGGCGAAACUGGACAAUCCAGACGUUACAUCGGACGAACAACACGCCAAUUAGGGAGAGAAGGACGGAAAUAAAGGCGAUGAUGAACCAUUCGUAAAAAAAGAGUUGGUACUCUCUGGGAGACGAAUCAAGCAUGAUUGCGGACUCGAGGUAAUGAUGAUGCCAAAAGGUGUUGGUGAAGACUCGAGAGACGAGGGCGGAGCCGAUGGAGGCGACAAACGCUAUCCAGUAGUAAUGCAACGGAUAAUAUAUGCUCGUUACCUCUAUGGAGAACAAGACGCCCCCGAUCGAAGCGCCGUGAUUCACUGAAAUGCCGAUCGCGCAGGCGGCUGAAAGGAGCUGCAUGAGCGUGUUUCGGUCGGCGCCAAGACCCCGGAAAAUUUGCAUGGACGACAGAAAAUUAACGAUGCAGGAAGUCAUAUGGACACACGCGGACUGCUUUCCUAUCAGCGUCACGGAGCAGAUCGCGGAAGUCACGCCCAAGAACUUGGCGACGAAGGUCCUCAUAGACAAGUAGUUUUUGAGGGUCACCCCAGACAAAAUGCACUUCAUCUCAGGCAGACCAGACCCCACUGCGUUCGGCUCGAUCAAAUGCGUUAAGUGAAGUGAAAAAAAGCAAAACGCCGUCUUGUUUAUCACGUAAACGAGAUACCCGAUCCAAAAAUUAUCAGCCAAGUACGUCAAAUACCCAAUCCCUCCCCGGACAUACCAGACGAUCAGAUCAAUCAAAAAAUUGAUGAGAGCCAUGACCAAGGAGGAGACCACCACAAUCAAAACCAUACUUUCGUUUUUGCUGAGCUUGCCCAUGCAAUCGUAGAUCCAUUUUAUCGGGCGAUUGUACCAAUUGUCGGAGGCGGUACUGAACCACGAGCUCUUGGAUUCAGCCUUGUUUUGAACCUCGGUGUCAUCCUCCAAAAUUCUCUUGGCGCGCGUGGCUAGGUUCUGAUAGAAAGAGCCGUAGAUGGUUUGCUCGUAGUCGUAUCUUAUACCCCCUCCUUGCGCGCAAGAAGAAAUUAUUUUUUAUGUCAAAAAAAAAAAAAA
This is a messenger RNA of Schistocerca gregaria, 3711 nucleotides long. RefSeq lists its product as uncharacterized. The transcript is spliced from 3 exons. The record is from RefSeq and is a predicted model, not a curated record. Bases 97 to 1551 code for a protein of 484 amino acids. Gene Ontology annotation, cellular component: alpha DNA polymerase:primase complex. Lineage: Eukaryota; Metazoa; Arthropoda; Insecta; Orthoptera; Acrididae. Gene Ontology annotation, biological process: DNA replication, synthesis of primer.